Salvelinus namaycush (lake trout) is the source of this 1012-nucleotide messenger RNA. Its product is annotated as cAMP-dependent protein kinase inhibitor gamma-like. Gene Ontology annotation, biological process: negative regulation of cAMP-dependent protein kinase activity. The record is from RefSeq and is a predicted model, not a curated record. Gene Ontology annotation, molecular function: cAMP-dependent protein kinase inhibitor activity. Bases 209 to 448 code for a protein of 79 amino acids. Gene Ontology annotation, cellular component: nucleus; cytoplasm. NCBI's taxonomy places the organism in Eukaryota, Metazoa, Chordata, Actinopteri, Salmoniformes, Salmonidae. The transcript is spliced from 3 exons.
CCCUUCCCUCAUUGUUUCCCUGAGGUUCCCAGAGAAACAUCCCGCUUUCGGAUACUUUUUAUCACUAAUCCAGACCAACAUCCUUAUAAGAUUUACACAACGUGUUGCAGAUGAGCCCGGAAACUUAAUUGGUGUUUGAUCCGAUUGUAACAAGUAGAUAAGAAAGGCUUGCGAAUCAAGGUGUAAUGAGGUUUCUGGUCAUGGACAGAUGAUGGAUGUGGAGACAACAACGUCGUACUCUGACUUCAUCAAUUGUGAUCGUACAGGCCGCAGGAACGCAGUACCUGACAUCCAGGGACAGGGGGCAGCAGCCAGCACCAGUGAAUUAACCAAAGACAUGGAAGGGAUGGACCUGAAGGCUGCAGAAGGAGAGACUGGUGCAUCACCAGCCCCUGAGGGUGAAGGGUCAACCAGCCAAGAGGCCCAGGGAGGCAAGGGCCCAUCGUAAACCACCUCACAGGAGAGGAGAGAGGGACACAGACAGGAAGGGACAGCAGGAGACACGGAGAGGGGGGAUCUACUGGUUGUCCUGCCUGCCUGAAUCCUACUCCUCAACAGUGAUGACAUAAUCUCUCACUGUGUAGCUCUGAUGGAGCUUUGCUGGUCCAGUUGCAUGAUACUUCUUCUCCUUUAUCAAUUGGCAUUGUGGGAAAUGGAGUUGACAGAACUUGACAGUUGACAAGUAGGACUACAUCUGAUCCUGGCCUAUAGUUGCUGCUGGAAUACAGUGGUAAAGGAAAUGUUCUCAUAUCACUAUGAGAAAGCACAGAACUUUGGACCGAACUCCCAUCAAGAAGAAGAGCUAUACAGAAUCUAUAAUCAUGUGUUACUCCUUUUGUUUUGUGUACGUUUGUGGCCCAGUUAAAAAUGUUCCUUAGUUUACCCUUUCUUUUACAAUAACACAUGAAGUUGCAAUUACAAUGUACUGUAAUGGAGGUCAUAUUUAUUUCAAAUGGUUCUCUGAUACCUUUGUAAUAGGAAUUUCUUUGUGCAAUAAAAUGUUUAAUAAGUA